UCGUCCAUUCCCUACAAUAUAUUUAUAGCGCCACAGCGGACGGGCAACCAGAGCGACCAGGGCGAAGCAAACCGAGUACCCCGGGAGCGCCGUUUGCAGUGUAUAAUAUAUUUUCCCACUGUCCAUUCAGCAACGCUCUACAUCUCGCAUAUUCACUCACCAUGAACGAUACACAACCUCUCAACAAGGCUGACCUCAUGGCCUCCCACGUAGACUCACUGCUACCCUCCAGUGUUCCCACCCCACCAGACUCGGAGGCUGCCAGCGUCCACGAGUUGGAGCAGCACCAUGCAGCACCGCAGUCCUCGUUCGUUCGCAUCCCCGAUUGCUUCGGCUCCAUCAUGGCUCCGAAACCCACCGUCAACCCCAAUUACUUUGCUGCUAAGGCCAAGGGGGACAGAUGGAUAGCAAGGCAUAUGGGUCUCGACAAGACAACGGCAGUGAAGAACGCACAGGCUGAUCUGUGUUAUUUGGCGUCCAUAUGGUCGGCAACGGCCCCGGAAGAUCGUCUCGUCAUGAUGUUGGAUUGGAACAAUUGGGUCUUCUUCUUCGACGAUGAAUUCGACGAGGGGUGCCUCAAAACAGACCUGCCAGCUGCCGCUGAGGAGGUCAAGCAAACACUGGCCAUCAUGGAAGGCGAUGCACCCCGAUACAGCGCAAAGUCGAACCCAGUGCGGUACAUAUUCCAGACGUGCUGUGAUAAGAUUAGAGAGACAUCUAGCGAAGAGAUGCAACAGCGUUGGAUAGAUCAACAUAAACGAUACUUCGAGCAGCUCCUCGUGCAGGUGGACUUGGAGUCCAGGAAUGCCAGUCUUUCAUGCAGCGUGGAUGAAUACCUCGACCUGCGGAGAGGCACGAUAGGUGUAUACCCAGCCAUCACGCUCGCCGAGUGGGCCGGUGACAUCAAGGUGCCACAACAAGUUUACGACCACCCCAGCGUCCAGAGGCUCAUGCAAAUAUCAGCUGACCUGGUAAUACUGGUCAAUGACGUGCUGUCCUACCGCAAGGACCUCGAUCUCGGCGUCGAUUUCAACUUGAUCACGCUUCUCAUGAACCGAAACCAUCUCAGCGUCCAGCAAGCCAUGGACAAGAUUGGCGACAUGAUCAACGACUGCUAUCGCCAGUGGUACCUCGCUUUGGCCGAACUUCCUUCGUAUGGCGAAAAGGUGGAUCGGGAAGUGAUGAAGUUUGUGGAGAUCUGCCGGGCAAUGGCACACGGCAACCUGUACUGGAGCUUCCAAACAGGCCGCUUCCUGGGCAAUGAGGGCCAUGACGUGCACGAGACAGGACUCAUGCAACUUCCACCCACAUUCAAAGCCAGCGCAUGAG
This is a messenger RNA of Periconia digitata, 1329 nucleotides long. The record is from the annotation of a GenBank genome assembly. Lineage: Eukaryota; Fungi; Ascomycota; Dothideomycetes; Pleosporales; Periconiaceae.